UUCUUGUUAUUUAAAGUAAAGUGCUCCAAAGCCAUAUUCCCAGCAAAACACAAACAUUGCCACAUACUUUGCAUUUGAAUAUUGUCUCUUCUCUUUGAUCACUUCUAUUUAAACAAACAACAUAUUGUGAAGGAAGAUUUAUACUUGUAUUAAAUUCUCAGGACCCCACCCGAUUUGCUCAGCAAGAUUUGAUGUUGUUUGCUUCCAGUUUUAGUGUUUUUUAGACCGAACAUCUGCAAUAAACAACUGUUAAACACUCAUUGAACUGUAUGAGCCGCCCAGCUGUCUGCAUGUACAUUUAUGUAAUGACGGGUGACUUGUGCAAUAUUUUUGAGAUCAUGAACCCAUGGACCCACUUUUUUGGCUUUCAGCAUGCUCAGUGUGUCAACACUUGCCCACUUCUGAUAGGAACAGUUCUCCACAGUCCACACAAAUUGCACUGCACGAAUGUUCCCCUCUGUCCGGUGGUGGGCCACCAUCCAAUCUGCCGUAUGAGGGAUCUAGAAAGCAGCUGACUAGGAAGCAAAAUAAUGGUGUGCUUUCGCGGGCCAGCUGAUUGUUUGUUUUUGUGCUUCUGCUUUGUCAUCACCAGCGUGGCUUUUCAAAUCUCUGCCACAAAGGCAACAAUAAACUGUGGAAGGCCCCAGGCUCGUAGUGUGCGCGGCCGCAGCUAUGGGGAGGUUUUGGGGGGCUAUUUCGCCAACGGCCAUCGAUGUGCAGCGUUUAGUCUAGCAUGAGACAGCCAAGGGUGAGCACCCGAGUUUUCACACAAUAAAGGUGAGGAAGGGGACCGAGCACUCCGGGGAGACCACCAGCCCACGGGAGGGAAGCGUACCAAAAUGUACAAGACCAGCUACCUGCACGAGGUGUGCAAGGAAAAGUACGAGCGUUCAGAUGUCUUCAAUGAGGAACCCGUGGACUUUGAAUCCUCUGCCGGCAUCUCCGCCAUCCAGGGCUGGGAGAGCCUUCAGGAGCUCAACAGUCGCUUUGACCGCUACAUCAACAGGGCGCGAGUCCUGGAGCAGCGCAACGCUGUGUUCCGCAAGCAGCUGGAGACGCUGCAGCGGAUGGAAGAGGCGAGCGGCCUCGAGGAGGCCUUCACAGAGCAGACUGAGGCCAACAGGCAGCGCAUCCGAGAGCUGAAAGAUGCUUGCCGCAUGCUGGAUGAAUUCAGCAGCAAAUAUAGAAAUGAAUGUGAUCAUCAAGAACAGCUGCGCGGCACACUGGAACAAUUGAACAAGGAGGCUGACAGUUCUCUGCUGAGAAACCUGGAAUAUCAGAUCCAGUCACAGUUCCUGCUGGAUGACAUCAACUCCACCAAAGACAGGCACAAGAAGAAUCUUGCAGAGAUCCAGACCUACGUAAACAUUUUACAGCAAAUCAACAAGACACUUCCCCUCGCCCCCGAUGUGUCAGUGGGCAUCUCUGAGGAACAGGAGAAGAUGCUGGCCCAGAGGAAAGUGCCAGGGCUGCAGAGUCAGCUGGAGGAAUAUAACAUCGCCCUCUGUCAGCUGCAGACCCAGAAACAACGCCUGGAGGCGGAGACUACAGUGUUAGAGCAAUCCAUCAAAAGCACACAGGAGAGUUAUGACGAUGAGAUUCAGAUGUACAACCAGCAAAUUGAAUCUCUGCGGAAGGAGAUCGAGGAAGCUGAGUGGUCCCUCGAGAAGAUCACCAGUGAAUGUCGCCACCUGGCCAUGUACCAGAUAUCCCUUGAGAAUGAGAUGGAGAGGUACAAGCGGAUCAUCGAGAACGAAGAUAACAGGUUGAAUUCAGCGAUAAUUGGCACUCCGAUUACUCUGUUCACCACUAAUUACCGCUACACUCACACACCCACUGCAUCGAGCAGGGGGCGAGAUAUCACCCAGGUUAUCCAAGCUAUCACUAGCAUUAAGCCCUGCCAGAAGAUCCUGGCUAAGAAAGUCCUGAAGAAGAAAGACCUGACCCCGAAAGACGUGACUGACAGUGGCCAGGAGGAUAGAAAUAAGGAAGCUGCUGGAGAGGCGGCAGAUGAAGAAACAAAGGAGGUCCCGUCAGUGGAAGUGCAGCAGGAGAGCGUGAAGAGGCCUGCACUCACUGGAGUGUCUCCACAGGAUGUCCCAGACGGAGCUCAGAUCAGCAAGGCCUUUGACACUCUGUGUAACAUCGUCAGAGACAGAAUGAGGACGUACAAGAAGUCUGAGCCAAUCGCUGACUUCUAUGCCAAGGGUCGUUAUGUCCUUGUCACCGGCGACGGCAGCUACCCAGAUCCAUGUUUCUACACCUCCACGCCAUCAGCCGGCCACAUCUUCGAUACAAUCAGAGAUGGAAUGAGGCCUCGCUAUGAUCCUUACGCUCCCAUCACACCCUCUCUUCCACCUCAACCUCAACCUCCUCAGCCCAUAGAAGACCCCAGGCCUCCCAAGGCCCUCCCGCCCUUCAAUGGAGGAGGAGGCAAAGACAAUAAUAAGGGGGGAAAAGAUAAGCACAAGAACGGAGAGCGUCACCCUAAAGAUCCAAGCCCACAUCCGUCACCCACUGGCCCCACUGAUCCCACCCCGGCUGCCGAUCAUCCCAAGAAAAGCCAGGAUGACAUUGGGCCCAUUCCAAAGCCUGUGCCUCGCGAUGCCAGCACCAGGUCCAGCACCAUCACCAGCUCAAGCAGCUUUACCCCAGACGCAAUGAGCUACGAGAAGCUGGAGGUUGUGGAGUCUGUAGAGAAGUUCUCAAACGACGAAUAGCUUAAAGGUUAUGAGAAGACUUCAACAGUGGUGGAGACCUUGAUCGAGAAGUCCAGCAAGAAGAAGCAUUGAAACCACAUUACCUGGCAUGGAGACUCAGUCAACUCCAAGAGGGUCCUUCAUGGUUCAGGCCCUCUGACAAGAAGACAAUACUGAUAAACACCACUGUUCCUCAAACUACAGCAAUAACACCAAUAUGUUUUGUCUCUGAAGGAAACCAACCAAGCUUAAAGACCAACUACACAUUCCUGAUUUGAUAUUCAAUGCUCUUUCAUUUGCUUGCAGUCUCUGGAAUAUGAAUAUGUUUUGCUGGUUCCAUAAGUACUGCUGUUGUGGUUCGACCUAACACCCAUGCUCAUGCCAUAAGUCCUUUACUGUCUGAAAACUUGGGACGAUGAAAAACUAAGCUCCAUGCCACCAAUUCAAUUUAAAAAGAAAAGAUUAUUUUUUUUAAAUUUGAAAUUGUGCCACCAUUCUGAACUAUUUCUUAGAACUCCAACUUUCCCGUUUGAGCUGAUUUGUUAAAUUUGAUGCCACUCCCUCAGCACAAUUUUGCUGUGUAUUCAUUUGUUUUGAUAUAUUGAAUAAUAAAAAUUA
Molecule: messenger RNA, 3317 nt
Organism: Pseudoliparis swirei
Lineage: Eukaryota; Metazoa; Chordata; Actinopteri; Perciformes; Liparidae
Product: filensin
Exons: 8
Coding region: 840-2720 (626 amino acids)
Biological process (GO): lens fiber cell development
Cellular component (GO): intermediate filament; cytoplasm
Molecular function (GO): structural constituent of eye lens
Source: RefSeq, a predicted model, not a curated record